CUGCAAGAUCAAUGCUGUGGACGGCAAGGAUCUCUUCGCGUCUUCACAGAGAUUCAUAGAUAUUACGAGUGGGUCCAUCAGCGUUCGAUAAGCCGUACGCCGCACGCCACUUUGACGCAGGUUUAUACCACGGCUUCGUGCGUAAUGUCCAUCCACUCGCGCGGCGCCUCUAGUCAUUUUUGAAUUUUCCUCGUUUGUCCAAGACUCAUGGCGCGCGCUGCACUUGUUUUCAUGGCUGCGAUGGCGGCGACGACCGCCGCGCUCGAGCCGUGCGCGGGCCAAGACGUGGGUAUGGCCAUCAUGGACGCCAUGACGAGCUUGGAGGCUGAUGCAUGCGGCCGCGAUACCGGCAACGACAACCUCCUCAUGAACGUCUGGACGCACGAGCAAGCGCUUCAGGUUGCAUCAAGCGUCAACUGCGCGCAGUUUUGGACGCUUCUCUCCAACGGUGUCAAGAGCAUCGACGACUGCAUUUACGAUACGACGACCGGCAUGAGCAGCGCGCAAUAUGCGGCCAUGACGUUCGAGCAGUUUGCCGCCGACCUUGUUGCGAGCACGGCGCCGUCGACGCCGAGCACGGCGCCGUCGACGCCGAGCCCGACCCCCAGUAAUGUGACGGCCAACGCGACCCACGCCGCCGUGCCCCACAUCUUUUACUAGACUACUACAUCUUUGACUCAACUAUAUAUCUUUGAUUCAACUACUAUUACUUGUUGAUGAAGUCGA
Molecule: messenger RNA, 726 nt
Organism: Saprolegnia diclina VS20
Lineage: Eukaryota; Oomycota; Saprolegniomycetes; Saprolegniales; Saprolegniaceae
Exons: 1
Coding region: 208-660 (150 amino acids)
Source: RefSeq, a predicted model, not a curated record